AUGGCCGGAAUUGUCAACAAGGAGUUUCCUGAGUUGGCCCAGACAGGGCUGAACUACCUGUCAUGGUCCUCGGACUGCGAGAUCUUUCUCCAGGGCAAAACCCUCCUGAGGGUGAUCGGUAAGGGGGCCCAACUGGCCGUCACUAAUCCCAAGUUCGAAACUGAGAAUGCGCAGGCUCUGCACUUUCUUCGUCAUCACCUGUCACCUACUCUGAAAGAUGAGUAUAUGGCUGAGCGCAGUGCUUCUGGCCUUUGGACCGCUCUUAAGCAGCGGUUUGAGCGGCUGAAGUACACUGUGAAGCCACGUGCAGAGGCAGAGUGGAUCCGUCUGAGGUUUGCGGACUUCAAGACGGUUGGGGAGUACAAUUCGGCUCUCCACCGGAUUUGUACGACUCUUCGGUUGUGUGGUACUGAGAUUACCGACUCCCAGAAGAUUGAGAAAACCCUAUCCACUUUCCACCCCGACGCGGUCCAGUCCUCACGGAACUACCGCCAGGGGAACUACACGAGGUAUUCAGAGUUGAUUGACGUCCUCCAGGUGGCGGAGGCGCAGGACGAGGUUCUCAAAAAGAACUUUGUCGCGCAACCACUUGGGGGGAGUUCUCGCCAGGAGGUGAACGCUCUCAAAGUCCGCAAGCCUCAACAGAAGAAGAGGGGCCGGAAGGGCAAGAAGAAGGGCCAUCACCCCCCCCGCCCCGGCUAA
Molecule: messenger RNA, 702 nt
Organism: Aegilops tauschii subsp. strangulata
Lineage: Eukaryota; Viridiplantae; Streptophyta; Magnoliopsida; Poales; Poaceae
Source: RefSeq, a predicted model, not a curated record